UUGAGCCCACUUCCUCCUGCCGGCUGAUACGCACACUCACAAAUAUCUGAGCACCCUGUGCCGCGGUUAUUACUGAGACUGCAGGAUGGAGAGGUUGUAGCACAGCUGCCGAGGGUGAGACCGACGACAGAGGGGUGGUGGUGCGCUUUUAGAGUGGAGAAAGACACCAGCCGUGGGUGUGUGGAUGUCUGCAGGCUGAUGAAGUUUGUCAGUGUGAACACAUGAAGGUUGAUUCGGAGCGAGCUCACUGAAGCGAGCAGCAGAUGUAUCCUGGGAUUCGUCGUCUGUAAGAAAAAGCAUAUCGUGGUUGUUGUGAUGCUGCGCGGCUCUGUUGGCGGUCGUUUCUCAGCGGUGACUCGGGGCUGAUGUCUCUGCUGGUGUUUCAGACUCCAGCCAGCAGCACAGCAGACACUGCGACACAUCUCACAGGUGUCACGAUGUGAAGCACAAAGGAUUUUGGGCAGUUUGGGCUGAUCUCAGGUGUUCAGGACGUUUGCUCCACAGAGCGAACCGUCCAAUCAGAGGCCCGAUGAGACAAGAGCGGGAUAAUCCACCGCACAGAGCGCCGAGCAGCACGCGUGCUCUGGAGAGAUGAAUGAGUCAGGGUGAAACAGUGUGAGAGCGCGAGCAGUAUGAUGGCGAUCAACAAGUCUGAAGAAGACACGAGCAACUGCAGCAUCAACCAUCAGAUCCACCAGCAGGUGUUCUCCUGCGUCUACAUCCUGGUGCUCGUGGUUGGUGUUCCUGCCAACGUGUACUCGCUGUACCACGCUGCCCUUCAGCUGAAGCAGAGGAACGAGCUGGGAAUUUACCUGAUGAACCUCACUGUGUCUGACCUGCUAUACCUGGCAUCUCUGCCUUUCUGGCUCCAGUACUUCUUUCAGGACGAUGAUUGGCGUCACCGAGAAUGGCUGUGUCAGAUGUGUGGUUUCCUGCUCUAUGAGAACAUCUACAUCAGCAUCGGCUUCCUGUGCUGCAUCAGUCUGGAUCGCUAUCUGGCUGUGGUCCAUCCUUUGAGGUUCACGGCUCUGCGCUCCAUGAAAGCAGCGUCCGUCAUCAGCGCCAUCAUCUGGCUGAAGGAGAUCGCGGUGGGCGUCUUUUUCUUUCACCAUAAGGAGCUCAGCAAAGAUCCCAAUAACCACUCGCUGUGCUUCGAGCACUACCCCAUGAAGUCGUGGGAACGUCCAAUCAACUACUACCGCAUCAGCAUCGGCUUCACGUUCCCGCUGGCCAUUCUGUUGAUUAGCUACCUGUGGGUCCUGCGAGCCGUGGGCCGGAGCGCGGGAACGCAGCCGGAUCAGAAGAUGAGGAUCAGGCAGUUAGUCAGCAGCACCAUCCUCAUCUUCCUCAUCUGCUUCUCGCCCUACCACGUCUUCCUGCUGGUGCGCACGCUGCUGGAGGAGGAAUGCAGCUUCAUCGAAGCCAUAUUUAACUACUACCACCUGUCCCUGCUGCUGACCACCCUGAACUGCGUGGCCGACCCCGUUCUCUACUGCUUCGUCAGCGAAAGCGCCCGCCGAGGCCUCUACAGAGUCGUCUUCAGACCUGUUGCCAGGAUACUCUGCUGCUGCCGUCGCCGUGGCAAUGCCAGUCCCGCCAGUCCGGCUAACGACUCCCACGAGGUCGCCACAGACGAGAACAACGGCCAGCCAAACGUGACGCUGCUCACGCACAGCAAUACGCUGAACAACGGCCAAACGGACGCCGCCUGCAGAAACACAAGUUUAAUCACACGGAUGCACGAAGAAAGCAUCAAAUCACGAGUCACAGAGAGUAACACGGCCUUGGAAAUGCGUGUGACAGAGAAGCAGAAACAAAACCCCGACAGGACGGAGGGACGUGGGCAGAAAUGAAAUGAUCAGCACGCCUCUGGGCACCAAUGACCCGCCUGCACGACGAGGGCGGGCUGUUCUCUGGGGGGGCGUCUCUGUGCUGAUGCAACAGCCCAGCCUGAGGGAGGUCAGGGUGGAUCUGAGGUCUGCAGUCUGAAAGCCCCCAUUACCCCUCUGUGGUGUCUGACACGGCGCAACAUGGCUGACAAAACGCACAUGAGGAGAUCUGAAAGACUGCAGAGUGUCACGGCAUCACUUCUAAUAAGACUUUAUCAUGUUAGACACACAUUCGCGUCUAAUAACGCGCCUGAAAGGCUCCGUGUGGCAGCGAUGAGGUUCCCGUCAAACAGUGAAACAGGAAGCAGACGUGGAAGAAAUAAACCGAACGUUUUCACCGCAGCGCCGGAACAAACAACAGGAUUUCCUGUACUUUGAUUUGAAGAACCACACGUAACAUGAAGGGACACAGGAAGACCCGACAGAACAUUAGAAACGAUUAUUGAUCAGUGAUCAGAUUUGACCCAAUGUUAACCAUCGAUUGGCUCCAGGACUCAUUAAAUGGGCCGAUUAUGACUUAAAACAAGCUGAGACUUUGUGACCCCUAACCUUUGGUGACCUGUUAGAAAGUGUUUCCAGAGUUCUUGUUAAAACGUAGUUUAUUAUAACAGUGAGUCACACCGAUGUUCCUCGCCGUCAGAUAAAUUCAAUUCAAUUCAAUUCAAUUCACUUUUAUUUAUAUAGCACCAAAUCACAACAAAAGUCGCCUCAAAGCGCUUUAUAUUGUACAGUAGAUCGCACAAUAAUAAAUACAGAGAAAAACCCA
Oreochromis aureus is the source of this 2655-nucleotide messenger RNA. It is a transcript of the gene gpr68, whose product is annotated as ovarian cancer G-protein coupled receptor 1. Gene Ontology annotation, molecular function: G protein-coupled receptor activity. The record is from RefSeq and is a predicted model, not a curated record. The transcript is spliced from 8 exons. Gene Ontology annotation, cellular component: membrane. Lineage: Eukaryota; Metazoa; Chordata; Actinopteri; Cichliformes; Cichlidae. Bases 633 to 1853 code for a protein of 406 amino acids. Gene Ontology annotation, biological process: G protein-coupled receptor signaling pathway; cellular response to pH.